GUCUCUCUCUCUCAUUAAGAUUUUCUCGCUCUACCCUGUAAUUUGUUUCAAAUAUAGGCUCCUCCUUUAUAUAUACAGAGAAAAGGGAAAGGGGCAAUGGCUUUUGUUGCAGGAACCAGUAGGCUUCAGCUGCCCUCCUUUAAGCCGCACCCAACAUCACCAUUUCCAUUUUUCUUCACAUUAUGCCAUGGCUUUCCAUGGAAAACUUAUCAGAAAAACCCUGAUUUCAAGGUCUCAGUUUUAUGGGCUCUUUCGUCAUUCUCUCUCUUCUGUUGCAGAGCCCAAGCUACCUCCUUUUGACUAUGAACCAAAGCCUUACACAGGGCCUAGGGUUGAUGAAAUUUUGCAGAAGAGGAAGAGGUUUCUUGGGCCUUCGCUUUUCUAUUAUUACCAGAAACCUCUCAAUAUUGUCGAAGGCAAGAUGCAAUAUUUAUUCGAUGAGAAUGGAAGGCGUUACCUUGAUGCUUUUGCUGGCAUAGUAACUGUAUCAUGUGGACAUUGCCAUCCGGAUGUUGUUAAUGCUGUUAUAGAGCAGACCAAGCUGCUUCAACAUGCUACAACUAUAUACUUACACCAUGCAAUUGCCGAAUUCGCAGAAGCUUUAGCAGCUAAAAUGCCAGGAAACCUUAAGGUUGUGUAUUUUGUUAAUUCUGGGACAGAGGCCAAUGAAUUAGCAAUGCUGAUGGCUCGACUGUAUAGUGGUAAUCAUGGUAUGAUUGCUUUGAGAAAUGCCUAUCACGGUGGCAGUGCUGGAACAAUAGGGCUAACUGCCCUUAAUACUUGGAAAUAUCCGAUACCUCAGGGAGAAAUCCAUCAUGUUGUAAAUCCAGAUCCAUAUCGUGGAGCCUUUGGCCCUGAUGGUGCCCGUUAUGCUAAAGAUGUGCAAGAUCACAUUGACUUUGGUACCUGUGGUAAAGUUGCAGGUUUUAUUGCAGAAACAUUUCAGGGAGUUGGUGGAGCUGUGGAAUUGGCUCCUGGAUACUUGAAAAUGGUAUAUGAUAUUGUGCGCAAGGCUGGUGGUGUUUGUAUAGCAGAUGAAGUUCAAAGUGGAUUUGGUCGUACAGGAAGCCAUUAUUGGGGAUUUGAAACACAGGGUGUUAUUCCUGACAUAGUCACAAUGGCAAAGGGCAUUGGUAAUGGACUACCAUUAGGAGCAGUAGUCACAACACCAGAAAUUGCCAGUGUUAUGGCUCAAAAAAUACAGUUCAAUACUUUUGGUGGGAAUCCUGUUUGUUCCUCUGGUGGACUUGCCGUUCUGAAUGUUCUCGACAAAGAGCAGCGCCAAAAGCAUUGUGCUGAUGUUGGUUCCCACUUAAUUGAGCACUUGAAAGCACUACAGAAAAGUCAUGAAAUCAUAGGCGAUGUAAGAGGAAGGGGGUUGAUGAUCGGGGUUGAACUUGUGACUGAUAGGGAGCUUAACACCCCUGCAAAAUCCGAAACUACAGCCAUAUUUGAAAAAUUGAAAGAUUUGGGAGUGCUGGUGGGUAAAGGAGGCUUGCAUGGAAAUGUCUUCAGAAUAAAGCCACCCAUGUGCUUCACCAAGGAAGAUGCAGAUUUCUUGGUAGAUGCCAUUGACUAUGCUCUUUCUGGGAUGUGAGGGAACCAUCAUCGACAUGCACUCUUCAAAAUUCAAACCAAAUAAUCAUUAGUGGCGUGCACUCUUCACAGUUCAAACCAAAUAAAAAAAAUGUUUGUAACGUGGACUAUUUUUUUACCCUCAAAUUUUGGUGAUGUGACCUUUUCAACUCAUGUUUUUAACUUGACAAAAAAAAUUUGCAUUAUCUUUAGACUUCAAAAGAAUAAUGCCUCAAUAUUUAAUAGAAAUUUUUGGAGAACGAGAUCUAUGUAUUAGAAAACUCAAAAUUCACAUUUUUUUUUU
Amborella trichopoda is the source of this 1879-nucleotide messenger RNA. RefSeq names its product alanine--glyoxylate aminotransferase 2 homolog 1, mitochondrial. Gene Ontology annotation, cellular component: mitochondrion. Lineage: Eukaryota; Viridiplantae; Streptophyta; Magnoliopsida; Amborellales; Amborellaceae. The record is from RefSeq and is a predicted model, not a curated record. Gene Ontology annotation, biological process: glyoxylate catabolic process. Gene Ontology annotation, molecular function: pyridoxal phosphate binding; L-alanine:glyoxylate transaminase activity.